Molecule: messenger RNA, 3696 nt
Organism: Sceloporus undulatus (fence lizard)
Lineage: Eukaryota; Metazoa; Chordata; Lepidosauria; Squamata; Phrynosomatidae
Gene: CRHR2
Product: corticotropin releasing hormone receptor 2
Exons: 12
Coding region: 304-1536 (410 amino acids)
Biological process (GO): adenylate cyclase-modulating G protein-coupled receptor signaling pathway; long-term synaptic potentiation; cell surface receptor signaling pathway
Cellular component (GO): axon terminus; dendrite; plasma membrane
Molecular function (GO): corticotropin-releasing hormone receptor activity; peptide hormone binding; corticotrophin-releasing factor receptor activity
Source: RefSeq, a predicted model, not a curated record
CUGAGAAGAGAGGAAAGGAAAAGGCACCGACCAGGACGGAUAGCCCCUUCUUUGGAAACCAGCUGUCAUUUUAUUGGCUCCUGAGCUGCUGUUUAAAGCAGGAGCGCUUAGAGGGCUUCACUCUCUCAGCCCGCCCACCCUCCAAGACACUGGAGCAGAGAGAGAAAGCGAGAGAGAGGGAUGUAUUCAUAUCAGCUGGCAGAGGUUGCUACAGCUUAAUUUGCAAAGAAAAGGCAGGGAGGAACAAAGAAAGGGACCUGGAAAAGUAGACACGCUUGUCCAGCCUUUCCGUUCCAGUUCUGCAUGCUCCAGGGCCGGACAGCCAUGAAUGAGACCAUCAUUCUCCAAUACUUCAUUGAGGAAUUGGAUGCUAACUGCAGCCUUUUGGAUAUGUUGCAGGAUGGAUUUGACGGUCCUUACUGCAAUGCCACCACAGAUCAGAUUGGGACCUGCUGGCCCAAGACAAGCGCCGGAGAAUUGGUGGAGAGACCUUGUCCGGAGUUCAUCAAUGGAGUCAAAUACAACACCACUCGAAAUGCUUACCGAGAGUGCAUGGGAAAUGGGACCUGGGCCUUCAAGAUUAACUAUUCACAGUGUGAACCCAUUCUGGUUGAAGAGACAAAACCUGCGCUCCAUUACAAGGUUGCAAUUAUCAUCAACUACCUGGGGCACUGCAUCUCCGUGGGAGCUCUCAUUGUAGCUUUCCUACUAUUCCUGUGCUUGAGGAGCAUCCGAUGCCUUCGCAAUAUUAUCCACUGGAACCUGAUCACGACGUUCAUCCUGAGAAACGUGAUGUGGUUUGUGCUCCAACUGAUUGACCACAACAUCCAUGAAAGCAAUGAGCUGUGGUGUCGGUGCAUCACGACAAUCUUCAACUACUUUGUGGUGACCAAUUUCUUUUGGAUGUUUGUGGAAGGCUGUUACCUGCACACAGCCAUUGUCAUGACCUACUCAACAGACAAGCUGAGAAAAUGGGUCUUCCUCUUCAUAGGAUGGUGUAUCCCUUGCCCCAUAAUUAUUGCUUGGGCGAUCUGCAAACUCUAUUAUGAAAACGAACAAUGUUGGUUUGGAAAGGAGCCAGGGAAGUACAUAGACUACAUCUAUCAAGGACCAGUGAUUCUUGUUCUGCUGAUAAAUUUUGUAUUUCUGUUUAACAUAGUUAGGAUCUUAAUGACAAAACUAAGAGCCUCAACCACUUCAGAAACAAUACAGUACAGGAAGGCUGUGAAAGCAACCUUAGUUCUUCUGCCUCUUCUGGGGAUAACCUACAUGCUCUUCUUCGUCAAUCCUGGAGAAGAUGAUAUUUCCCAGAUAUUUUUCAUCUACUUCAAUUCCUUCUUGCAGUCUUUUCAGGGUUUUUUUGUGUCUGUGUUUUACUGCUUCUUAAACGGAGAGGUCCGUUCUGCGGCCAGGAAAAGAUGGCACCGAUGGCAGGACCACCAUUCCUUGCGAGUACGGGUCGCCCGGGCUAUGUCGAUCCCCACUUCGCCAACAAGGAUUAGCUUUCACAGUAUAAAACAGACUGCAGCUGUGUGAACAGGCCUAUGCUUUCAUCUGCUGCCUAUGGAGUUCUGUUCUCUCUCCUCCUUUCUACUCCACUCUUUCUCUCCCUACAAUCUAUUUUCCUUUUUAUUUUCCCCCUUUCCCCAUUUUUAAACAUUUGUCACCAUGAGACACUUCUUAUGUGUUAUUGUGGACACCUUCCUGUUUGGACACGAUGCUGCUUUUUGUGAUAGGCAACCAAAGAAGAAGAAGAAAAAUGUGGAAGGAGUAAAAUUAAGGAAGAAUCAACAAGAAAUCUUCUCGUGUUCCCAGGAUAUUAACCACGUUGCCAAAAACAGUCAUGAAACAUGACUCUAGGAGUUGGAGUGAAGACUGUUUCUUCUUCAUUUCUUCCCUUCUGGUUAAGGAUUCUGGUUGGGCCAUUUUAGCAAACUUCCCCUGACGUGAUUCAGAAUAUUUCAGAGUUAUUUGUUCUGCUUUGGUUUCACUACAGAGUAAGGUUUUUCUCCUCAAGAUUAAACACUUCAUGGCCAUCAUCCCAUUAGUGACUUUCAUCCACCUUAUGCUUGCAUAUGUAUUCCUUUCUUCAUUGCAGAGGUUGCUAUUUCUUUCCUCUCUCUCCCCAACAUCCAAAGACCCCCCUCCAAGACUCAUGAUUGUACUGCAAUAAUGUCCCCUACUAUGACCAUUCCAUUGAUGGUGGGCAGUGGAAGAGACUGGAGAACCAUCUGGCUGUGUCCCUGUAACCAAGCGCAGAGCAAUGAUAUAAUCCACUGAGCCCCCUGGAGGACUUAAUAGAAGAUCUUAACAGAAGAUGUCUUUGGUCUUUGUCUGGCUAUGGGACAUAGCCAGAUCCUUCUCUGAUCACACCCCUUGCUCUCCACCAGCAACAGAAUGGCCAAUUGAAUGGGAGUGGGGGCUAGUUGAGCACAACCAUGAGUCCCGGUGAGCAGGGAGCCCUAUUGGAAUUCUACAUGUUCAUCUUUAUGCUAUAUGUGACCAUGUAGGGUCUGAGCCCAUAUCUGUUCCUUGGCACUAUUCAAGCACUAGUUUUGAUCCACUUUUCUCUGUUCUAAACUGACAAGGCACACCUUCCUUUCAUGGGAGUAGUAUACUUCUGUUGAGUUUUCUGGUUGUCCAUGAGAGAUCCAUUGGCUCCAGCCAGAGAACACAGCCUUCAGAAAACUAAUGAGAUCUUAUGCACUUUUAUUUAGAGGUAAAUCUCAAAACAAACAAACAAAAAACAAAACAAAACACCAAGGUGUAAAUCCUGUCAGUUGGUCCGAGGUUGAGUAGACUGUUUUAACCAGGGGUACCCAAUCUUUUUGACUCGAGGAGCCCUACGAGGCCUAUCCUAGUGGUGUUUAGGAGUUAUAUAAGAAUAUAUUCUUAUUCUUUAAUUUAAUUCAAUUUUUAUUUCUUUCAAUCUUCCUGGAGUGGCCAUGGAGCACCUGGGAAGUGCGCACAGAGCCCUAAGAGCACAGGUUGGGAACCCCUGCUUUAAACCAAUAGUUAAACAUAUUGGUAAGUCCCAUUGAUUCAGUGGGUCUACUCUAAUAGGAACUAACAGAAUUCAGGCCAAAGGGAUGUAGCAUAUAUUUUUUGUGCAGGUAAAAAAUACGCCCCAUUUCCUCUGUAGUUGCCCACCCCUUCUCUGGCAUAAAACCCCAGCAGAAGUCUGGCUGGAAGAAUGCACUCAUGGACCUUCUUUAUUGUCCUCACCUUUGGAUCAGGGAGCCCUUAGGAUACAAAUUUGCUUUCUGUGCAAUGUGUUGAUCCAGCUGAGAGACAAAGCUCUGAAACAGACCGUCUCAGUAGUAUUUCUGUCUCCCCCAGAUUAUUGUUUCCUUUCUUUCUUCUUCACCACUGCUUUGCCAACCAGCUUUGAAAGGAUGCUGAGCAGCUUUUUGGCUUUUACCUGGGAAGGCAACAACUGAGGGAUCCCUCUACUUUCUCUUGCCAGAACCUCAAAAAACUUCUUUGUUUAGGGUUUAGGGUGGGUUUUUUUCUUUUUUAAAGGGAACCUUUGUACAAAAGAAAAAUGAUACUGAGACCAUUGAGAUGACGAUGCAGCUGUAAGGCUCGCAUCUGGAUUAUUGCAUAAUGCGGCAGACUAUCUCUGGGGCUUUUUAUGUGAUGUUGAAAUAUAAUGUAAAUAUUUUCAAUAAUAAACACUUCUGGUUUUGAUUUCUA